Molecule: messenger RNA, 1125 nt
Organism: Ruditapes philippinarum (Manila clam)
Lineage: Eukaryota; Metazoa; Mollusca; Bivalvia; Venerida; Veneridae
Exons: 2
Coding region: 1-1125 (374 amino acids)
Biological process (GO): DNA integration
Molecular function (GO): nucleic acid binding
Source: RefSeq, a predicted model, not a curated record
AUGGCUUUCUACAACCCAGAAGCUGAGACAACUCUAAUGGUCGAUGGCUCACCAUAUGGUUUGGGUGCAAUUUUGGUUCAAAAACAAAAUGAUGGACAUUUAAGACCUGUAGCAUAUGCAAGCAGAACACUAAAUGAUGUUGAAAGGCGUUACAGUCAAAUUGAAAGAGAAUGCUUAGCAGUAACUUGGGGGAUAGAAAAGUUUCACACUUAUCUGUAUGGAUUAACCUUUAAAGUAAUUACAGACCAUAAACCGCUAGUCAACAUUUUCAAGCCAACACACAAACCUCCAGCUAGACUAGAAAGAAUGCUUUUGAGACUACAAUGUUACAAAUUCAACAUCGAAUUUCAAUCUGGAGCAUUAAACCCAGCUGACAUCCUCUCAAGGUCAACGUAUAGUCAAGAAAAAUGUGAGAUAUCAAAUAUCACAGAAGGUUACAUGGAUUAUGUGUGCGAAAACGCCGUGCCAAUGGCUAUGACCUUAGAUCAAAUUGAUAAAGAGUCAUCUCAGGACAAAUUCAUUCAAGAACUAAUCAAGUGCAUUCAGCAUGAUAAAUGGCCGAAAAAUCAAGAUUUCAAGAUUUUCUACAAGAUACGCAAUGAACUGUCGGUACAUAAUAACAUUGUGUUACGGGGAAACAGAAUUGUAAUUCCACAGGGACUUAGGCCAAAAGAACACAGUGGGGCGAACCCGCCACGACAACUUCCUAUCACGCCAACCGAAUUACCAGAGACACCCUGGCAAAUUGUUGGGAUGGAUUUAACAGGACCGUUCCCAGGGGGAGAAUAUAUUCUUGUAGUCAUAGAUUACUACUCUCGUUAUCCAGAAGUUGAAAUCAUGAAAUUAAUCACUUCAAGGUGUAUCAUUCAAAGACUUAUGAAAAUAUUCGCCACACAUGGACUUCCGUCAGUGAUUAAAACGGACAAUGCACCAAACAUGGUAUCUCAAGAAAUCACAAAUUUCUUCACUGCAAACGGAAUAAAACACCAACGUGUUACGCCUUAUUAUCCACAAGCAGCCGGAUUGGUAGAAAAUUUCAACAAAACAAUAGCAAAAUGCGUUAAGACUGCUAACAAUGGAAAGAAAAACUGGCGAACAGAAAUCUACAAAUUUUUGAUGACAUAA